This is a messenger RNA of Spizellomyces punctatus DAOM BR117, 2436 nucleotides long. RefSeq lists its product as uncharacterized. The coding region runs from base 25 to 2256 and encodes 743 amino acids. The transcript has 17 exons. The record is from RefSeq and is a predicted model, not a curated record. Gene Ontology annotation, cellular component: membrane. Lineage: Eukaryota; Fungi; Chytridiomycota; Chytridiomycetes; Spizellomycetales; Spizellomycetaceae.
GGCCAAAGCCCAGCAGCCACGACAAUGUACCGUCCUUCACCGCGGGCCGCGGGUGGUACGCCAUCAAGCUCAAAUCACCUAUUUUCUCGGUCGCAGGAUGGCUUUUCGUUUCGACGAGCGUCAGCUUCCUCUUCACCUGAUAGAUCGCCUUUUCAAACAUCCCCAUAUUCGGCAGUUCACACUCCAAAGACAAGCUACUCGCCUCCCCGUACAGGCUUCUCACAAACCACUAUCUCAUCACAAGAGGAGCAACUGCAAAAUCGACCACAAUCUGGGACACCUUCGUCUGGAACUUGGAUUGCAAAUCCAGCUCAAAACCCUGCUAGUUCCGGGGACGCUCCAGCGUUGGAUUCUGUACCGCUCUCAUCGACAUCCCCACGACUUAGCCGGGAGCCCUAUUCGAAACUGGCAAAGGAACAGCAAUCUCCCUUGCGAUGGGAACAUCCCGCUGUCAAAGAGGUGUCGAAACGAUUUGCACAAGCUGGGUUCACUGAUCUAGACUAUCGAAAGCUUGUGUGGAACGGCUCCGUUCUCUUCGUAUUCUUGCUGAGCUAUCUGACAGGCUGGUACCGCUUUCUCCAGAACGCCCUUCCUGAACAGUGGUCCUGGGUGGCCUACUUACCGUUUGCGGGAGCAAUUCUUAUGGCGCUGAACGUUUACCAUCUGCUCGUGAAGUUCUUCGCCCCGCCAGACACGUUCGCUGAUUACGCGUUAAGUCCAGCCCAACGACGCAUGCUUGGGCUUAAUCCCGACACCCGAUCUCUCACAGAGAGCCAGAGAAAGUUUGCUGAUGUAAUCAAACCUCGCUUCGAAACGAAGAGCUCGCCGGCCCAGCGUCCCAGCCCAGUCUCCCCCGCGCAAAGAAGCCGCGAUCAUAUUCCCGCAACGCCAUCCUAUGCGUCCGCUCGCCGGCACCCGCGGUCUCAAACUGCUGUUCCCUCACCAGUGUCUCCUCUUGCGACGUACAGGCUGACCACGUCUCCAGCCGGUAUGCGCGCGGAGCCCGUCCGAGAUCGUCGCGCCUUAGAUGACAUGUUAGCAAUCCGUGAGCAUAGGGAUGGUGUCUCGACAGAAGGUGGCUGGCAAGAAGACAUAGGAUCGGGUGCCUCUGCAUUGUCGAUUGCAGCAUUAUCUACCCCAGCUGUACCGAAAUUCCAAGUGGCCUCGAAGACCUCCACGCCCUCUAAGGUCCAAGAGCGGAUUGAAGAUGGAAUUGUCGUGAAAGAGCCACAAAAGACAUUGGAUGAAUGGAAUGUUGGAAGCUACAUAGACGAGUGGACAGAAAAUGCCCGAAAGUGGCUUGCGACGAAAGUAGUGAAACCCCUCGCUCGAAGGAUAGAAUUAUCCGAUUACUAUUUUAGUGAACUUGGACUGGAUCAUCUCCAGUGCGGUUCAGCCACUAUGCAAGCGGGGCUAAUGGCUGCGAAUAUGGCGGCUAUGGAAGCAAUAACAGCUUCCACUACUGGAGCGCCGAAUUCAUCCCUCUUCGGUUCUACGUCUGUCUCUACUCAAUCUGUUGAUGGGAAGUACCCGACGCUCUAUGACAUCAGCCAGAAGCUUAGAAAGAAUCUGGUCGUUCAAGAGCGCUUGAAAUUGGAAAACCAUUUGACGCUCCCGGAAUUCAAUUGUCGUGGAUAUAUCGUCGAAAGAAUCAAAAUACUGGCCAAAGGUAACAACCUUGCUAUGUAUCAGUGGAACGGCGGCUCGGAUAUGGAAGGGAAGCCUUGGUCAAAUGACAAGCAACCCACAGAUGCGCAGCUCGUGAUGCACUUAUUCUGUCGGUUUAUGGAUGAGAUGAUGCCGGGAGAAAACUUUGCAACAUACGGCAACUUCCCUUUCAGCAGCAAAUUCUUUAUACCCAUUGGCUCAAAGCCAGGACCCUCUCACACCAUUCAGAUACGACACUACACCAAGUGGCCACCGCAUUUUCAUGUGGUGGUGGAGGGCACUGUAUAUGAUAUUUAUUCGGGGAGAAACGACGUUUUCCAUACGGUUUGCCUAUUUGCUCAUUAUAUCAGGGAGGAGGCUAGCGGAUACAUAGGUCUACUCAACGUUGGAGGCAAAGCCGUUGAGUUGACGUCCGUGGUGGAAGGAGGUCCCUCAACUGGACGGUUCAGCCGGUUAUCACGUCACCGAAGUCCACCAGGAGCAGGUGUUGAGUCGGAAUCCUUCCAUAGGAGCUCUAUGAGGGGCUCCCUCAGUCAAAGUCUGGCGGCGUCAGGAAGUUCUUUAGGGUAUAGCCUAAGGAGGUAUUAACGAAUGAGAGCCGACCGACAUGCGCAACCAAGCUGAUAGCGUCACAUGGCCUGUUCAUACCAGUUAGACUCGGCGACUGUCCUUCAAAGGGAGCUGAUGAUGAGAUGUGGCAUAAGGAAUGACAAAGCAAUCUAAUAAAGGCAGUUCUGGCCAGCUUGAUUAUGUACCCAUUCCACAGCA